AUGCACCGACAGAAAAAUACCACAGGCAUCGAUUUACAUAACGAUUAUAAGUUAAUUAAGCGCUUAAAUGCGCUGUUUAUCAGAACUGCCUUAAAGGUCGCGCGCCAAGAGAAAAUCGAAGGGUGUCUUCGACAUCUCGUCAGAACGGGACCUCCUCCGAGCAAACACAUUUCCGGAAUGUUGUAUAACGCAAAAGUAAAGGAAAGAUGGUACGGAGGAGGAAUAGUGUAUGCAGACGCGAGCCUAUAUCAAAAGUUCGCUUCCGUUGGGGCUCGCGAAAAAGGAGACGAUGACAUAGCUGCGUUAGAUAAAAAGAUGGAAUGUCAAUUUUAUGAUGCUGAAUACAAUCGAAUUAAUUAA
Atta colombica is the source of this 360-nucleotide messenger RNA. RefSeq lists its product as uncharacterized. Bases 1 to 360 code for a protein of 119 amino acids. The transcript is spliced from 3 exons. Lineage: Eukaryota; Metazoa; Arthropoda; Insecta; Hymenoptera; Formicidae. The record is from RefSeq and is a predicted model, not a curated record.